AAGCGAGGCCCAUUCAUGUACACCAACUCAACACCUACACCAACUCAACACCGGUAGCUUCACCAAAACAACAAGCAUAAUAAACAUAAAUAAUAACAAAUAAAGAAGUGUCCUCCUCCAGCCACAUGUAACUGUAGCAGAAGAAGUGGCCUCGAAGAAACGAAGCUGCUUCUCUUCACCAUAUCAUAUCUUCCAUUCCAACUCUCUUCCCCGCACAUUCCACUUAGUCAUCAGUCAUGAGCCGAUCCGAGAUCGACACCAGCGCCCCAUUCAAGUCCGUGAAAGAGGCGGUUGCCCUCUUCGGUGAGAAGGUUCUCGCUGGCGAACUUUCUGCCAACAAACGCAAAGAGAAAAAUGAAGAGAAAGUUCCUGGCCCGGUCAUCAUAGAAUUAGAGGAAACCAAGCAAAGACUCGAGCAGGCUCAAGAAGAUCGAAUGCUAAUGGCAACAUGUCUCUCUUCUCUACAACAAGAGCUCGAACGCACCAAAUGUGAGUUGCAACAACUUAAAGAGAGCUCAAAUAUCGUUGAGGAGGAUGUUAAGUUCAUACAAGACGUUGAAGUGAAUACAAGUCAUUCUGGGGUCGAGUUUCAGAAGAAGAGGUACGUGACAUUUGCAAAGCCGCCUUCAGUUGAACAAGUUAUGAUCCAGUCUUGUGAUGCAACGGUGUUGGAAAGGCAACCCUCUUUGAAGAAGAAGAAAAAGAAGCCAUUGAUCCCGAUGAUAGGUGGGAUUUUUACCCGAAAGAAAAAUAUAAUCCAAGUUUAAGACUUAAGUUCAAUGAUAAACGAAAAAUAUAGUAGAGCAAUUUUACUGUGAGGUGAGAUUUUCUUAAAUUUGAGUGGACGCACCUUGAGAAAGUUUUCUUGUAAUAAAGCACAGUACGAACAAAAUAAUAACAAACUUCUUUUUUCUAAA
Helianthus annuus (common sunflower) is the source of this 917-nucleotide messenger RNA. Its product is annotated as WEB family protein At1g75720. The record is from RefSeq and is a predicted model, not a curated record. NCBI's taxonomy places the organism in Eukaryota, Viridiplantae, Streptophyta, Magnoliopsida, Asterales, Asteraceae. Bases 237 to 767 code for a protein of 176 amino acids. The transcript has 2 exons.